AUGGCAUUGUCAGCUUGUCCUCGAGUUAAGUGCUUGGGAUAUGAUGAAAUAUUUAACAAAUAUUCAAACAGUCAUGGAAUGGAUCAGAUAUCGUUGGAAGCGGCUGUUCCAGCACUGUUGUAUUACACGCAGGAUGUUGACUGUAAUAUUGUGCCUGAACUCCAUAGUAAACACAAAAAGCCUACAUCAGCUCAAGCUUGGGGUUAUGGUAUUGGAUUUGUGAGUUUAAUAGUGUUUGUGUCUAACGUUGGCGCAUUACUUGGACCCUGUAUGAAAAGCAAACUUUUCAAACGAAUUCUGAUGUUUUGUGUUGCUUUAGCGGUUGGUACUCUAGCAGCAACUGGACUACUAGUCCUAAUACCUGAGUCUUUGGGAUUAACCGGAGAGAACAGUCCCGUCCCUGAUUAUAACUGGAAAAUGACAUCAGUCAUUGGAGGAAUAUAUUUUGUAUUCGUCUGUGAGAGACUUCUAAAAAUGUGGUUCUUCAGAAAAAAGGUGAAAAACGAAGAAGAACAAGUAAUUCAACUUGACUCUGAGAAAAAGAUGGAUCAAGGUCACUCCCAUUUUGAUCAAGAAGACAUGGUAAAAGGUCAUGAUGGAAUAGCUUCUGUUGCCUGGAUACUUUUAGUUGGUGAUGCUAUUCAUAAUUUUGUAGACGGUUUGUCCAUUGGUGCAGCAUUCACCGAAAAUGUUUUUACUGGAAUAAGUGUAUCCUUAGCUGUUAUUUGUGAAGAAUUACCACACGAAUUAGGCGAUAUUGCAAUAUUGCUUCAUUCUGGAUUAUCCAUGAAGAGGGCGUUAUUUUACAACUUCCUGGCAGCUGUCACGUGUUACGGCGGACUAAUUAUUGGUAUCGUAGUUGGUGAAAGCACGGACGCUAACAUGUGGAUAUUUGGUUUUGCUGGUGGAUUGUUUGUCUACAUUUCAUUAGUUGCCAUGAUUCCUGAAAUGAACGAACAAGCGGCAUUAUCAAAGAAGAAUAAAACAGAAAGUGCAACCCAGGUGUUUUUAUAUCAGAAUGCUGGACUACUUAUCGGUUUCCUUAUUAUUAUUCUAAUAUCUUACUAUGGAAAGUACAUUGACAUGUAAAUUGUUCUUUUACUAUGAGGGUCUGAAUGGGAUGUCCUUCAUUUAUUUAUACUUUAAUUUUUAAGGUAAUAUUUAUCUUUUCCUUUUUUGCCCAAUAUACUCAAUUCUUUAUUUUUUGGCUAUUUUUCUCUAUUUUCUAUUUUUUUUUUUUUGUCAACUUUUCUAUAGUAUUAGUCUUUCAUGCCCUAUUCUGUAAACCCCAUCUACUAUAUAUGUACUACUUAAUAAUUCUGUUCACGUUCAAACGAGAAAUAUGACAUUGAACCUGUAUAGUUUAGUUAUAUAAGUCACGCCUUUCAAUGGCUUCACUGUACUAUUUAAAGAAAAAGAAUAAUGUAGUGAUUAUGUCGUGUACAGGUUGUGAUAGUACAAAGUACAUGGACAUGAAACACUAUUAAAAUUGUAAAGAUAAAAGAUGUUUCAACUUUAUUUUUUUAACUGAAACAGACUUAACACAAAGAAACCAGUUUUGUAUCCGACGAGAUGUAAGAAGAUGUCAUGGGUCAAACUCACCGGCCGUUUAAGCUCCGAUCCGCAUACUACUCUACACUUGGAGUAAAGGAAACUAGUUCCGGAACAGAAACGAUCACUGUACGGGGUUUGUAAAGAAACCAGUUUUGUAUCCGACGAGAUGUAAGAAGAUGUCAUGGGUCAAACUCACCGGCCGUUUAAGCUCCGAUCCGCAUACUACUCUACACUUGGAGUAAAGGAAACUAGUUCCGGAACAGAAACGAUCACUGUACGGGGUUUGUCACAGGGAAAAACAUAUUCGAAAACCUACGACGGGGAUGGACAGACAAUACCAUAAUUAAAAGGAAAAAAAAAGAGGAAACCCACAAAAAUUUGGAGAAAGUACA
Molecule: messenger RNA, 1946 nt
Organism: Mytilus californianus (California mussel)
Lineage: Eukaryota; Metazoa; Mollusca; Bivalvia; Mytilida; Mytilidae
Product: metal cation symporter ZIP8-like
Exons: 7
Coding region: 1-1089 (362 amino acids)
Biological process (GO): intracellular zinc ion homeostasis; zinc ion import across plasma membrane
Cellular component (GO): membrane
Molecular function (GO): zinc ion transmembrane transporter activity
Source: RefSeq, a predicted model, not a curated record